UCUUCUGAUCAGAACGCAGACCAACCAGUCCAGAAUCAUCAUAUCAACAUCAUCGUCGCCGCCGUCGCCAUGGCCACCUCUGCUAUCCAACAAUCAGCAUUCGUCGGACAGACCGCAUUGAAGCAGGCAAAUGAGCUCGUCCGGAAAGCCGGCACCUCUGGCAACGGCCGCUUCACCAUGCGUCGCACCGUCAAGAGUGCUCCUCAGAGCAUCUGGUAUGGUCCUGACCGUCCCAAGUACUUGGGUCCAUUCUCCGAGCAAAUUCCGUCGUACCUGACUGGUGAAUUCCCCGGCGACUACGGAUGGGACACCGCCGGCUUAUCUGCAGAUCCCGAGACCUUUGCCAGGAACCGUGAGCUUGAAGUGAUUCACUGCAGGUGGGCCAUGCUUGGGGCUUUGGGAUGCGUCUUCCCUGAAAUCCUUGAGAAGAACGGCGUCAAGUUUGGUGAGGCAGUAUGGUUCAAGGCUGGUGCCCAGAUCUUCUCCGAAGGUGGCCUUGAUUAUCUCGGCAACCCUAACCUCAUCCACGCCCAGAGCAUCCUCGCAAUCUGGGCUUGUCAGGUUGUUCUGAUGGGAUUCGUUGAAGGGUACAGAGUUGGAGGAGGACCACUUGGGGAAGGGCUAGACCCAAUCUACCCAGGUGGAGCAUUUGACCCACUUGGUCUGGCAGAUGACCCAGACGCAUUCGCAGAGUUGAAGGUGAAGGAGAUCAAGAACGGGCGAUUGGCAAUGUUCUCCAUGUUCGGAUUCUUCGUUCAGGCCAUUGUCACAGGCAAAGGCCCCAUUCAGAACCUUUUUGAUCACGUUGCUGACCCUGUUGCUAACAAUGCCUGGGCUUAUGCCACUAACUUCGUCCCUGGUCAAUGAGAAGGUUUUCAGCUGUAGCUUUAUAUUCUCUCAUUCUUCUGCUAUAUUGUAGCCACUUGCUGAUAUGUAAUGAUAUGUAAUAUCAUACUUAUCACUACUUUAAUUUGUGUAAUUACACUAGCAGAAGAAGAAUCUGUGCCAUAGUGGUUUCAUCAUGUUCAUUAAUUAGCAGUCUCAGCAUUUUAUGCAUCAAUGCAACUUAUGGAUCAGAGAUUGUGCUUGGCUAGGGCAAUUU
This is a messenger RNA of Neltuma alba, 1102 nucleotides long. Its product is annotated as chlorophyll a-b binding protein 151, chloroplastic. Gene Ontology annotation, cellular component: membrane. The transcript has 3 exons. Bases 70 to 867 code for a protein of 265 amino acids. Gene Ontology annotation, biological process: photosynthesis, light harvesting. NCBI's taxonomy places the organism in Eukaryota, Viridiplantae, Streptophyta, Magnoliopsida, Fabales, Fabaceae. The record is from RefSeq and is a predicted model, not a curated record.